This is a messenger RNA of Symphalangus syndactylus (siamang), 16099 nucleotides long. RefSeq names its product tectonic family member 3 (gene TCTN3). Gene Ontology annotation, biological process: cilium assembly; smoothened signaling pathway. The record is from RefSeq and is a predicted model, not a curated record. NCBI's taxonomy places the organism in Eukaryota, Metazoa, Chordata, Mammalia, Primates, Hylobatidae.
UUGGCUGAAGAGCUCUCAGCCUUCUCAUGAGCCAAUGAGAAGAGGCACGCGGAUGGCGUCAGACGCUAUGCGACUCCUCCCACCCACGCUCUGGCAACGCGUCUGGAGACCGCGGAGGCUUACGUCGGACCCGGAGACCCUGAAUGCCCCAUGCGCACUCUACAGCUCGCGCUCCUGCAGGUGUUCUUUCUGAUGUUCCCCGAUGGCGUCCGGCCUCAGCCCUCUUCCUCCCCAUCAGGGGCAGUACCCACGUCUUUGGAGCUGCAGCGAGGGACGGAUGGCGGAACCCUCCAGGCCUCUUCAGAGGCGACUGCAACUCGCCCGGCUGUGCCUGGAAUCUCUACAGGAGUCCCUACUCUCGUGACUCCCUCGGCGCCUGGGAAUAGGACUGUGGACGUCUUCCCAGUCUUACCGAUCUGUGUCUGUGACUUGAUUCCUGGAGCCUGCGAUAUAAAUUGCUGCUGCGACAGGGACUGCUAUCUUCUCCAUCCGAGGACAGUUUUCUCCUUCUGCCUUCCUGGCAGCGUAAGGUCUUCAAGCUGGGUUUGUGUAGACAACUCUCUUAUCUUCAGGAGUAAUUCCCCAUUUCCUUCAAGAGUUUUCAUGGAUUCUAAUGGAAUCAGGCAGUUUUGUGUCCGUGUGAACAACUCAAACUUAAACUAUUUCCAGAAGCUUCAAAAGGUCAAUGCAACCAACUUCCAGGCCCUGGCUGCAGAGUUUGGAGGCGAAUCAUUCACUUCAACAUUCCAAACUCAAUCACCACCAUCUUUUUACAGGGCUGGGGACCCCAUUCUUACUUACUUCCCCAAGUGGUCUGUAAUAAGCUUGCUGAGACAACCUGCAGGAGUUGGAGCUGGGGGACUCUGUGCUGAAAGCAAUCCUGCAGGUUUCCUAGAGAGUAAAAGUACAACUUGCACUCGUUUUUUCAAGAACCUGGCUAGUAGCUGUACCUUGGAUUCAGCCCUCAAUGCUGCCUCUUACUAUAACUUCACAGUCUUAAAGGUUCCAAGAGGCAUGACUGAUCCACAGAAUAUGGAGUUCCAGGUUCCUGUAAUACUUACCUCACAGGCUAAUGCUCCUCUGUUGGCUGGAAACACUUGUCAGAAUGUAGUUUCUCAGGUCACCUAUGAGAUAGAGACCAAUGGGACUUUUGGAAUCCAGAAGGUUUCUGUCAGUUUGGGACAAACCAACCUGACUGUUGAGCCAGGCGCUUCCUUACAGCAACACUUCAUCCUUCACUUCAGGGCUUUUCAACAGAGCACAGCUGCUUCUCUCACCAGUCCUAGAAGUGGGAAUCCUGGCUAUAUAGUUGGGAAGCCACUCUUGGCUCUGACUGGUGAUAUAAGUUACUCAAGCCAGGGUAAUGGAAGUUGCUCCGUUAACAGACAUGAAGUACAAUUUGGAGUGAAUGCAAUAUCUGGAUGCAAGCUCAGGUUGAAGAAGGCAGACUGCAGCCACUUGCAGCAGGAGAUUUAUCAGACUCUUCAUGGAAGGCCCAGACCAGAGCGUGUUGCCAUCUUUGGUAAUGCCGACCCAGCCCAGAAAGGAGGGUGGACCACGAUCCUCAACAGGCACUGCAGCAUUUCAGCUAUGAACUGUACUUCCUGCUGUCUCAUACCAGUUUCCCUGGAGAUCCAGGUAUUGUGGGCAUAUGUAGGUCUCCUGUCCAACCCGCAAGCUCAUGUAUCAGGAGUUCGAUUCCUAUACCAGUGCCAGUCCAUACAGAAUUUCACUCUUGUUUCCCAGCCUGGAGUACAGUGGUGUGAUCUCGGCUCACUGCAACCUUCGCCUCCCAGGUUCAAGUGAUUUUCCUGCCUCAGCCUCCCGAGUAGCUGGGACUACAGGCACCUGCAACCAUGCCCAGAUAAUUUUUUGUAUUUUUAGUAAAGACGGAGUUUCACCAUGUUGGCCAGGCUAGUCUCGAAUUCCUGACCUCAGGCGAUCCACCCACCUCAACCUCCCAAAGUGCUGGGAUUACAGGCGUGAGCCACCAGGCCCAGCCUCUUGUGAAAUUUUUUUCUCAGAAUAGCAAUAGCUUAUCCAAAGAAAGCUAGUGUACAUCUUCUGAAGCUUUUAAAAUAAAGAAGAGGAGGAGUUACACUUGCAGAAUGUGUAUCUUCUGGGAUGCUUCUCCCUACUCCACUGGACACCGUUUGAAAGUUUGUAGUUUAUAAUAUUCUUACCUAGGCUGUGUUGGUCAGCUUAGAAUAUCUAAGUGAUAGCAUAAAACUAAAGCUGAGUGGCAAACUGCCAGUCUAUAUGCUGCAUUUAGUCUAUAGACUUGUUUUGUUUGGCUCACAAAGCAUUUUAUUAUUUAAGUUUAUGCCAACAUUUAAGAAUCAAGAAUUUGCCCAGACAUCCAGAUUUCUGACUUCAAUUGAAAAUCUGACAGUAUAAACCCUAUUAUAUUCCUGCAUGGCAUAAAAUCUUCAGUUACUGAAUGGUGAUACCCACUUUUAGAAAGAGUACUCUACCCUGUUCUGCAUUCAUACAACCUAAGCCAACCCACCCUUCACCAUCCCACUUCGCUUUCAGGUUAUCUGCUUGGGCUGGUAGGCAUUUGUGUUUAUAAACCUUGAACUCAAGCUGCUAGAUGGUCAGUUGCAUUGUGAACUGAACCAUCUGAAUGAUUUUUCAUUGUAAAUAUAUAGCUAUAGAAACACUUUAAAUUCCUCUUUCUAUGAAAAGUGAAGUAGCAAAAUUUUUGGACCAUUCCCAAGGACAAACAAUAAAGUAGAGGGAAAAUACAGCAAAAAAAAAAAAAAAAAAAAAAAACAAACUGUGUAGACUUCACUGUCUUCUUGUAUGAUUAUUAUAAUAGAUAAACAUUUAUUGAACAUUUACUGUGUGACAGAUACUAGUGGUAUUUUUUAUCAGUGUUUUUUGUAAGUGUUGAAUUCUCACAAAAAACCCAUAAGGUAAACAGCAUUUGUUUAUAUGGUAUUCUGCCACUUAUAAUUUUAUACUAUUUAGGAUUCUAAAGGGAUCUUUAAAUUUGAGAAUUAAUAAAACACAUCAUAUGUCAUGUCUACAUAUAAACCUUUUAAAUUAAAAAAUAAAAUAUAUCUCUAGGAAGAAACAACUAGUUUUAAGGAAUAUGCAGUAUCAAUUGAAACCAAAACAAUAAGUGAAUUUAAAGGACAAUGUAGCGUCACAGGACCGCGGCUCUAAGCCUUUCUAAAAUUAUAAUAUUUAAUUCAUGUUUAUCACCAAGUGAAUCAUUCUACUCUUUAGAUUAUCUAGGAGAUCCAUUGUCUGCAGUUUAUAUGGUAAGCAUGGGCUUUGAGCCAGACAGACCUAGGUCUGAAUCAAGUUAUUUUACUUCUCUAAAUCUGUUUUCUCUUCUAUAAAAUGGAAAUUAAUAAUACUCAUUGGGUCGUACAGAUUAAAUGAGAUCAUUAAAGUAAAACAGCACAGUUCCUGGCACAUAGUAUAUAUUCAGUAAAUAUUACUCUUGAUAUCAUCAUUAUCAAUUUUAUCAUCAUUAACUUUUUUGGUUCCAAGCUUCUAUAGAAGUGGCAUAUCAAGAAGUUUUGAGGCAAAACAGAAAAGAGAAAAGCAGGUAUUAAAGCAAUGUUUUUCAACCUUUGUUGACUGUCACCCAUGGUAAGAAAAUGUAUUUUAUAUCAUGACCGAGUUUACAACACACAUGUACAUAAAAUAGACAUAAAAGUUUUAUGAAACAAUGCCCUUACUAUACCCAGUGCACCCACAAUUUGUGAUUUUCAGUAUCACAACAGAAAAUGUGAUAUUUUCUGGCUGGGCGUGGUGACUCACACCUGUAAUCCUAGCAUUUUGGGAGGCCAAGGUGGGUGGAUCCCUUAAGUUCAGGAGUUCGAGACCAAGUCUGGCCAACAUGGUGAAACCUUGUCUCUACUAAAAAUAUAAAAAUUACCUGGAAAUUACUCAAACCCAUGAGACGGAGGUUGCAGUGAGCAAAGAUCCUGCCACUGCACUCCAGCCUGGGCGACAGAGCAAGACUUUUUCUCAAAAAAAAAAAAAAAAAAAGAUAUUUUCUAUUCUGGUUUAUUCUGGUUUUGUUUUUGUUUUUUAAAUGCUAGACACAACCCACUAGUGGGUCACAAUUUGCAAUUUGAAAAACACUUUCAGAGGAUACAUCUCUGACUAUAUUUCAUAACUUUUAUUUAAUAAAUGUCUUUUAUUUAUUAUGAUUGAAAGUUGGCUAUGUUUUAUACCACGGUCAAAUAACAUAUGCUAGAAAAAUUGCCAAUCUAGCUGUCUGUUAGUGGUUCUGAAUCUCAUGGACCCCAUUGAGAGAAUCUGUUUAACACUAUUGACUUACUAGAAAAAUGCAGAUGUGCAACAUUCCUUAUAUUGUUCCAGGGAUUAUUGAUUUUUUGAAGCCAGGCUAAGAACCUCUCCCACAAUCUUGUAAUUAAACAGGUUAGCAUACUAGGAAAGAUAAGGAACAAUAAUUAAGAGUAAUUGAACGUUAGAUUUUAGAAAUAAUUGCUACAAUAGUAAGGGCUAGGAAGUGACGGGAUUAGUAAGAAGGGAUUCUCUUUUUCUUUUUUGUUAAUGUCUUGGAGAAUACUAACUGACCUCUCUUUCAAUAAGGGACAGUUGCAGCACCACAAGUAGACUUAAUAACCAUGACUCAUUAGUAGUUUCUGUCACUGAAAUCUUUCUUUCACAAGGAUCAAUCAACCACUAUUUGCCUUUAUCUCUUAAUGAACUAUUAGACUAUAGAAGUACUUUGCCUCCUUCUGUUUCCUAAUAGCUAGCAUUGAAGAAACUGACCUAGUUCAUUCAGCUGGGGUUUAUUUUUUAACUAUUUUGUUACCUUUUUUUUAAAAAGAACUUUUCAAAGUUUGCUUAAUGUUUCCUAUGUUAAAAUAUAUAACCGGCCAGGCGUGGUGGCUCACACCUGUAAUCCCAGCACUUUGGAAGCCGAGACAGAUGGAUCACUUAAGGUCAGGAGUUUGAGACCAGCCUGGCCAAAACAGCAAAACCCUGUCGCUACUGAAAAUACAAAAAUUAGCUGGGUGUGGUGGCACACGCCUGUAAUCCCAGCUACUCUGGAGGCUGAGGCAGGAGAAUUGCUUGAACCCGAGAGGCAGAGGUUGCAGUGAGUCGAGAUCGUGCAACUGAACCCCAACCUGGGUAACGGAGCAAGACCCUGUUUCAAAUAAAAUAAAACAUAUAACCACUUGAAAUCUCUCCCUGAUACAUGACAUUUAACCACCUUUAUCCUGUAACAUAUUCAUUCUCAAUGACUCCUUUGAAAAUUUAGAUAACUUCAUUGACAUCUUUAAAAUAAGUUAGGGAAUUUAAAGAUUUUCAUUGGCUUCUCUCUCAAAUAUGUUUAUCCCUAAGGAAAAAAAAUGGAGAUAUUUAAAGAAAAAUUACCUUUACAUGGACAUUUACAACACACUUUAUUUAUUCAUUCAUUCAUUCUAGAGAUGGGGUCUUGCUCUGUCACUCUGGCUGGAGUGGCAAUAUGCUUUAUUAAAUAAAGUCUAACGUUCAUAAUAGAAAUCACCAUAUCUGAUUGUGCUAAAUUAAAAGAGACUUGUAGAUAUAACAUACAGAUUCAGUUUAUGUUUUUGGAUAGGAUUCUGAUUUGGACAAAGAAAUGUAAAGCACCUUUUGGGAUAGUUAGGGAAACUUGAAUAUGGACUAUAUUUUAGAUAGAAAUGUUAUUGACAUGAAAAGGUAGACACUAUUUUUUUUUUUUUCUAUACUUUAGGUUUUAGGGUACCUGUGCACAAUGUGCAGGUUUGUUACAUAUGUAUCCAUGUGCCAUGUUGAUUUCCUGCACCCAUUAACUCGUCAUUUAGCAUUAGGUAUAUCUCCUAAUGCUGUCCCUCCCCCCUCCCCCCACCCCACAACAGUCCCCGGAGUGUGAUGUUCUCCUUCCUGUGUCCAUGAGUUCUCAUUGUUCAAUUCCCACCUAUGAGUGAGAACAUGCGGUGUUUGGCUUUUUGUCCUUGCGAUAGUUUACUGAGAAUGAUGUUUUCCAGUUUCAUCCAUGUCCCUACAAAGGACACGAACUCAUCAUUUUUUAUGGCUGCAUAGUAUGCCAUGGUGUAUAUGUGCCACAUUUUCUUAAUCCAGUCUAUCAUUGUUGGACACUUGGCUUGGUUCCAACUCUUUGCUAUUGUGAAUAGUGCCGCAAUAAACAUACGUGUGCAUGGGUAGACACUAUUUUUUUAAAGCAGAUUACAAAACAGCCUGUACAGUAUGAUCUCAUGUGGUUAAAAAUAUACAUAUGGAUAUCUGUGUGUAUAGAUAAAAUAUAGAUAUUAAUAAUGGUAUUCUUAGCGGUAGAAAUAUGGUUUUAUUAUUUUUAUUUAUAUUCUUUAACUUUAUAAUUUACUGCUUUUGUAAAAUUAAACUUAAAGUCACUAGGAAACUCUAAAAAUAACUAGAUGUUAUUUAAAAAUGAAUUUAUUCAGUUUCAUUUACAAUACCAUGGAAAAAUUACUUAGGAACAAUUUAGCGAAAAGAUGCAAGAUCUCUUCACUAUAAAACAUUACUGAGAUAAAGGAGAUCUAAAUAAAUGGUUCGUGAAGAGGACUUAACAUUAAGAUUUCUGUCCUCAAAUGGAUCUAUAGAUUUAAUGCAGACCCAAUAAAAUCCUGGAAGGCAUUUUUAUAGAAAUUGAUGAGCUGAUUCUAAAAUUUAAAUGGAAAUGCUAAGGACUUAGAAUAGCCAAAACAAUUUUGAAAAAGAACAAAGUUAGAGGACUUACAGUACUUGAUUUAAAGACUUACUCUAAUUCUCAGACAGAGUGGUACUGUAGUAUAAGGAUAGACAAAUAAACCAAUGGGACAGAAGAGAGUUCAAAAAUAGGUUCAUAAAUCACAUCAAUUCAAUGGGAAAAAUUUUAAAAAGUACUUAUCUAUUUACUUCUUAGAGACAGGGUCUUAUUGUGUUACAGCCCAGGCUGGAGUGAAGUGGUGCCAUCAUAGUUCACUGCAGCCUUGAAUUCCUGGGCUCAAGUGAUCCUCCUGCCUCAGCCUCCUGAGGUAGCUAGGACUAUAGGCACAUGCCACCAUGCCCAACUAUUUAAUUUUUUGUUGAGACGAAGUCUCACUAUGUUGCCCAGGAUGGUCUCAGACUCCUGGUCUCAAGUGUUCCUCCAACCUUAGCUUCUCAAAGUUCUGGGAUUACAGGCAUGAGCCGCCUACCCUGAAAAAAAAGAAAGUUUCUUUUUUUAACAGUUGGUGCUGCUAAAAUCUCAGAAUUCACUAUUAAAGAGCUCAUUCCUGUAACCAAAAACCAUCUGUACCUCAAAAACUAUUGAAAUUUUUUAAAAGCUGGUGCUGGAACAACUGGAUGAAACUGGAACUACUGGGUAAACAUAUGGGGGAAAAAUUAACUUGUAUCACAGUCCAUACAUAGAGUACUUAUGUCUGGAUCAUAGACCAAUACAUAAAAUCCAGAAUUAUAAAGCUUCUAAAAGAAACAUAAGAGACUAUCUUUAUAAGUUUGAAGAAAGCAAAGAUUUCUCAGACAAGAAACAAAAAAAUCAUUGACCAUAAACUUUAAAAUUGAUAAAUUGGAUGUUAGCAAAAUUAAAAAUCUCUGCUCACCAAAAGAUACCAUUGUGAAAAUGAGAAAACAGGCUAGUUUGGGAGAAAAAGUUUCUCAACAGUUUGUCUGACAAAAGACUCUUAUCUAGAAUAUAAAAAGACCUUUUACAAAUAAAUAAUACAAUGACAAACUAAAAAUAGGCAAAAGAUUUGAACAGAUACUUCAGCCUGGUGCAGUGGCUUACACGUGUAAUCCCAGCACUUUGAGAAGCUGAGGUGGGCGGAUCACUUGAGGUCAAGAGUUUGACACCAGCCUGGCCAAUAUGGUGAAACCCCAUCUCUACUAAAAACACAAAAAUUUGCCGGGCAUGGUGACGCAUGCCUGUAGUCCCAGCUACUUCAGAGGCUGAGGCACGAGAAUUGCUUGAACCCGGGAGGCAGAGAUUGCAGUGAGCCAAGAUCAUGCCACUGCGCUCCAGCCUGGGCGACAGAGCAAGACUCCAUCUUAAAAAAAAAAAAAGAUUUGAACAGAUACUUCACAAAUGGAGAUAAACAAUUGAUCAAUAAACAUAGAAAGGUAUUCAACAUCAUUAAUCAUUAGAGAUAUGCAAAUUAAAACCGUGCGCUACUACUUCAUGCCCACAAGAAUGGCUAAAACAAAAAAGACUGACAAUCAUGUUCCAAGAACAUAGAACAACUGGAAUUCUCAUACAUUGCUAGUAGAUAUGAAAACUGGUCUAAACUUUUGCAAAUGCAUCUUCUGUAUGAAUCCGCAAUUUUACUCCUAGGUGUUUACCCAAGAGACAUUAAAACAUAUGCCCCAAAAAAGGCUUGUGCAAGAAAGUUUAUAACAGCCCUAUUCAUAAUUGCUCAAAACUGGAAACAACCCAAAUAUCCAUCUUGAGGAGAAUGGGCAAAUUAUGAUACAUUCACACAAUGGAAUACUACUUAGCAGUAAAACAGAAUGCAUUACUGAUACACAAAACAACGUAGAUGAAUGUCAGAAACAUUUGUCUUUAGUGAAAGAAGCCAGACACACACACACACACACACACACACACACAAAUAAUAAUUAAUUUUUAAUGAUAAAAGUCAGAAAAGUUGUUACUUCUGGGAAAGGGACAGAGAAUAGACUGGAAAGGGACACGAUGGAGCUCUGAAAUGAUGGACAUACUCCAGACCUUGCUUUGGGUAUUGGCUAUAAAGCAUAUAUAAUUGGUAAAACUCAUUGAACUAAAUACUUAAGAUGUAUAUAUUUUAUUGUUUAUAAAUUAUACCUCAAUAAAAAUAUUAAAACCAAACAAAAAGAUAUUUAAAAAAAACAUGAGAGGCCGGGCACAGUGGCUCACGCCUGUAAUCCCAGCACUUUGGGAGACCAAGGCGGGCGGAUCACCUGAGGUCGGGAGUUUGAGACCAGCCUGACCAACAUGGUGAAACCCUGUCUCUACUAAAAAAAAAAAAUACAAAAAAUUAGCUGGGCGAGGUGGCAGAUGCCUGAGUCUGUAAUAUAUGUGUCUGAUAAAGUUCUUAUAUAUGUAAAAUAAGGAACUCUUAAAGCUCAUUAAUGAGUUACACACUUGUACCAAAAAUGAAUUUGUUCUAGUUGAUAGACUGAAUGCAGCUACAAAAACACACCUAGAAGAUAGUAUCCACAAUUUUUUCUUUAAUAGUUUUUAUUUGUACUGAUUUUACAUAGGAUAUUAACAUAUAAUGGUUUAAAAAUCGUGAUCAUACAGAUGUAAUAUAUAGGGUGUACUUCUUAUUACCAAAGCCAAACGUAACCUAAUCCAAGCUCUUCAUGUUGUUAUAAAGUAAAUCUUAUUUUGGGACAAAGGAUUUUAUUGUACCGUAAAUUGAAUUGAAGCAAAUAACUCCCCAAACUUUACAAAGUGUUAAAACAAAAUUGCUGGUGGUAAUUUCUUAAGUAAACAUCAGAAAUAUAGCUUAAAGCAGAAAUAAAUUAAGUCAACCAUACAUAACAGAACUGGACCCACAGUAAAUGAAAUGUGCUGACUGGGCUAUGUAUCUUUUGUCUGUCUUGAUAAAAGAAAUGAGGUGACCAGAUUUUGAGGGAAUUAUUUUUCCCCAAUGCUCUUCCUGUUGCACACACUAAAUAAACAGUGAAUUAUCUAAUUUUGCCUAUCUAUAACUUUUAAAACACAAAUGGAAAAACUUUAGACUUGAUGUUCAAAAUAAAACACACUGAAUAUACUCAAAGAACCUUGUUCUUCAUGUGAUACUAAAACUCAAAUUCUAAAAUGGGUCAAUAAGCUGGUGCAGUGGCUCACACCUGUAAUCUCAGUACUUUGGCAGGCUGAGGUGGGAGGAUCACUUGAGCCUAGGAAUUCAAGACCAGCCCAGGCAACAUAGUGAGACCCCAUCUCUACAAAACAUCAAAAAAUUAGCUGGGCAUGGUGGCAUGCACCUGUAGUCCUAGCUACUCGGGAGGCUGAAGUGGGAGGAUUGCUUGAUUCUAAGAGGUCGAGGGUACAAUGAGCCGUGUUCGUACCACUGCACUCCAGCUUGGGUGACAGAGUGAGACCCUGUCUCAAAAAAUAAAAUAGGCCAAGCAUGAUGGCUCAUACUUGUAAUCCCAGCAUUUUGGGAGGCAGAGGCAGGUGGAUUGCCUGAGUCCAGGAAUUUGAGACCAGCCUGGGUAACAUGGCAAAACCCUAUCUCUACUAAAAAAAAAAAAAUACAGAAAAUUAGCUGUGCGAGAUGGCACACGCCUGAGCCUCAGCUACUCGGGAGGCUGAGGUGGAAGAAUCACCUGAGCCAGGAGAGGUCAAGGCUGCAGUGAGCCAAGAUUGCACCACUGCACUCCAGCCUGGGCAAUCAGAGUGAGACCCUGUCUUAAUAAAUAAAUAAAAAUAAAUUUUUUUUUAUAAAAAAUUCGGUAUUAUCUGGUUACCUAGUAAGUGCAAUUUAAGCUCCUUUUAAUUGGACUAUCUACUAGGCUGCAUUUACUCCAAACUUCUAUACAAUUAUGGAGGCAAUUUUAAAAAUAAUUGCAGAAUAAGCAUUUCAUUUGAAAUAUUUGUUAAUAAAUACAUGAAUUAAUUAAGCACAACCAUUAAGAUCCUAAUUACCAUGUGAUGGGAAGGAAAAGGGGUCAAAUAGAUCUGUAACUGCUAACUCUUAAAUAACUGUGACAUACCUUCUACUUUCUGAUUUAUUAAUCUCUUAUUAUGUUAGUUCCCUACCUCCAAAAAAAAAUCUCCAUUCAUUUGUUUAAAAAAAAAAUCUUUAUUGAGUGCUUACUCUGUGCCAAGUACUAUGCCUGGAACUAGUUAUAGAGAGGUGAAGCAGAUAGACAUCAUCCAUGGAAGGUCUGAGACACCCCUGAGGUGAACAGUUCUAAUCUGUGUAGAAAUUCACUAGCAGAUACUGAAGGCCUGAACUUGGGUGGGAGUUUGGAGGGCUUUGAGAAGUGACAGAAUUCAGAUUUAGAGAUGCCACAGGUAAGACUUGGCUAUGUAGAUGUGGAGGUUGAGGGGGAAGGAGUCAAGGAUCUAUGUGUUAUUUUGAUAAAUUCAUACACUAUGUGAUGAUCAAAUCGGUAUUUAGGAUACCCAUCACCUUGAACAUUUGUCAUUUCUUUGUGGUUGGGAACAUUUAAAAUCUCCUCUUCUAGCUAUUUUGAAAUACACAAUAUAUUGUUAUUAAUACAGUCGCCCUACUAUGCUGUUGAACACUUAGUUAUCCUUGACUUACCUGUUUCACAGAUAAUGUAUUGACUUUCUAUUUUUGUAGAUCGGUUAUUUUCCUCCUACCCCUCCCACCACUCUCCCAGUGUAUUUGCAUCAAAUUAUUAAAUCAGUAUUCAAUGUUUCAUCAUGAUGUUUAUGUAAAUAUGCAUGCUGCGGCAAGUAUUCAAUUUUUGUGGAACUUUUUAUUUUUUCUGAAAUUAGUAAUUACCUAUUUCACUCUUAGUUUUCUUUGAGCUAAUAGCUAAGGCUUCUCACACUCUUCAACAGCUCUGUAAAAUUUCCCUCAAUGCAGUUUUUCAAACAGUUGAACUUGCCAUAUUAUCUGUCAGUUCCACAUUUUCCUGCAUAUUUUCUUCAUGGAGACCUCCAUAACCCCAUAACCUGAUGUAGUGUGGGCUAGUUGCUGCCCCACAGUGGUCAUGGGACUUUCUUGUACUGCCAUCUAGGGAAUUAUUCUUGUCUUAGAUUCACUGUUCACUGAACACUACUUCUUCCUUUUUCUUGGUUUAUUCUUUUAUAUUUAUGGAGCUUAGAGUCUAAUAAUUUGGGGGGGGAAGAUGCAUGUAAAGUAUUUUUUUUCUUUAGUUCACAUUGUCUGAAAAUAUCUUUAUUCAAUCAUCAUCAUCCAUCAUCAUUAUGCUUAAAUGAUCAUGUGGUUAGAUAGAACAUUCUAGAUUGAAAAUUAUUUUCACUCAAUCUUGAAGGCAUUCUUUCAUUGUCUUCUAGUUUCCAAUAUUGCUGUUCAGAAGCCAUUUUAAGAUCUUUUUAUUCUUAAUAGUCUGAAGUUUUCACAAGUUUUUGCCUUAAGUAGAUCUUUUCUUCAUUCAUUAUACCGAAUUUUUUAUUCUGAAACUCAGUUCUGAGAAUUUUCUAUUAUUAUUACAUGAUUAAUAAUUUCCUUCCCACUCUUUUCUCCUAUCUCUUUUUUUUUUUUUUUUUUUUUUGGAACUCCUAUUAAUCUGUUAGGGUGUCGCUAGAUUGAAUCUCUAUUUCUUUUUCUUUUCUCUCGUUGUCUAUCUCCUUAUCUUUUUGUUCUUCUGAAAAAAGAUUCUCAACUUUAUCUUUUAACUUUUUUACUAAAUUUUUUAUUUUGGCCAUCAGAUUUUUAAUACCUAAGCUCUUUCUUAUUCUGUUUCUUUUCAUAAUAUCUUUUUUCAUGUAUCUCUGAAGAUACUAACAACUUUGCAUCUUCAUCUUUCAUUGUCUGUGUUUCCUCAGAGUUGUUUAUUCUGUUCAUUUGGUACAGUUUUUCUCUUUAUUGUGAGAAACUUUCCCCAUGUUUGUCAAUCUUCAACUCUCAAUCCAAAAUAAGAUUAAGCUGUUAAGCUGACUGAAAGCUCUGUGAUUGUGGGUAACACUGACUGACUUGUGGCCUUCACUGUGGAGCAGUUAGUAUCUUUGUGUCUUUGCUGGAACUGUUAAUUUUUUCCAGAGAAAACUCUCAAGUCUCCUGACUGAAGGGUAUGGCUGUAAAACCAUCUUCAUGUAAAAUGAAGUAAGCAUUUUAGAGCUAAAUUAGAGAAGGGAUAAUUCCCCAUUUUUUGUUCCAUGCCUCACUCUGUCCUUCUCUAUGCCCAAUGUCCCUGAGUCCAGAAUUUCUCUGGCUUAAGUUGUUUAGUCUCUUGUUGAGGGGGAGAAGGAAUAGUUGGCUGAUUGCAUUGAAGGGAUAUCAUUCAGUAAUGAUUUUCCAUCCGCCCCUCAUCCCUUCCUCUGUUACCUCCUGUCACUGAGUCUUUAGAGUUCCACAGAGAAAAUCUGCUUGUGUCUAGUCUCUGAAAACUUUCAGGUUUGGCCUUCUUUCCCUCUGUUAAACCUUGCUGCCAUCUGCUUUCUGUUUUCACAUAUUAUGAUGUCUCCCCAGUCCAGUGAACAUGGAGUUUUCGUAUCUGUUUCUUGUUGGAUUGGAGUGGUUUUAAGAUAUAGGGAGAGAAGACAUGUCUUUAUGCUGCUGUCUUCAAAUCUAGUAGUAGCUCUUAAUGAGCACAUAUUCUGAGUGACUCUGAAAGAACAACUCAGUUCGAACAAUUUUUGUCACGUGGGGUUUCUCAGCCACUGAAACACCACUAUAAAGAUAUUAGUAUAUAUACUUGAGCAGACAUUGGCCUAAAGUUUGCCUUCUUGGGUUAAUAGUUAUAUUAGAGUUCAAUUCUAGGUAUGGGAUGGCCUCAAGUAUACAGAAAUUCCUUGAUUUGGGAGUUUAAGGAGGCUAAUGAUACUCUUUUUCCCUACCUAAGUUUGAAACCAAUUAAAAGGAGUCAGAUAAAGAUAAUCAAAUAUCAGUUUUAUUACUAAUUAAUGCUAGGUGGAUAUGAUUUGGGUAUAUAGCAGUGUUCAAUACCACACUCUUCCAUCAUGAGACCACUAUCCCAAUUCCAACCACAGCUCCUUUGGGAAUUCUCCUGGGACUGCUAGUGGGCAAUUUCAAAUCUGCCCUCUUCUUAAAAGCUCUGAAAUAAGUUAGAAUAACACAUUGAUUCAAUCAACUUCUAGACAACACUGAACCCAUAACUGAAAAAUCAUUCCCUAUUCCGUUUCCCAUCCCAAAGUAUUUCUCACCAUUUCAGCCAGUAUAGGUCACCAGGCAUUUUGCAGUGAGUUUACAUAACAAUAUUAACAUGCUUCAAUAAUGUCAGCUAUAAAGAUUUGCUCCAAAAAUUGAAUAUAUGUCCUCUCCCCAUUAUAAAAUUCCUGAAGGAAAGCUAAAGUCCUAAUAGUAAAUCCUUUUGUAAGUUUAAGUCAAAAGAAAGUUUAUUACUUACUCAUAGGUAAUACGUUCUUAUCCAUUUUCUUUCUCUGAUUAGUCUCAGCCAGUUUUCGAUGCCUGGCUGGAGUUAGGAAUCCCUCAGCAGCUUCAGCCCGGGCUGGCCAUCCUUGUAAUGUAUGUGGUUCUUUCAGUGCCUCAGAAGUUAUAUUUAUCCUAUGCCAAGUCCCUCAUGAGCCUAUGUUAAAAAAAAAAAAAAAAAAAGGCCGGACACGGUGGCUCAUGCCUGUAAUCCCAGCACUUUGGGAGGCCGAGGCAGGCGGAUCACUAGGUCAGGAGAUCGAGACCAUCCUGGCUAACAUGGCGAAAUCUUGUCUCUACUAAAAAUACAAAAAAUUAGCCAGGUGUGGUGGCGGGCACCUGUAGUCCCAGCUACUCAGGAGGCUGAGGCAGGAGAAUGGCGUGAACCUGGGAGGCAGAGCUUGCAGUGAGCCGAGAUCGCGCUACUGCACUCCAACCUGGGCGACAGAGCGAGACUCCAUCUCAAAAAAAAAAAAAAAAAAAACUAAAGAAUUAAUUUGGAUGCAAGAUUAGCACAGGACUGACUCGAUACCCACUUAAAAACAAACUUUGGGAAGCUGAGGCAGGAGGAUCACUUGAGGCCAGGUGUUCGAGAUCAGCCUGGGCAACAUAGCAAGAUUAACAUGGAAAUUUUCCUAGGACUAUAAACAGCUAUUUUGUUAAACUUGAAGAUUUUCUUCAUUCGCCCUCCUUCAUUCUGAUGCACAUAUUAUGCAUCAGAGAGGGCAGUUUCAAAUAUGCCCUCCUAAAGGCUCUGAAAUGAGUUAGAAUACCUUAUUGAUUAAAUCAACUUAUAGACAACACUAACAACUGCCUCUACAAAAAAAAAAUAAUAAAAAUUAGCCAGGCCGGGCACAGUGGCUCACACCUGUAAUCCCAGCACUUUGGGAGGCCGAACUGGGCGGAUCACUUGAGGUCAGGAGUUCGAGACCAGCCCAACCAACAUGGUGAAACCCCCGUCUCUACUAAAAAUACAAAAAAAUUAGCUAGGCAUGGUGAUGGGUGCCUGUAAUCCCAGCUACUCGGGAGGCUGAGGCACGAGAAUCGUUUGAACCCGGGAGGCAGAGGUUGCAGUGAGCCAAGAUUGUGUCACUGCACUUCAGCCUGGGUGACAGAAUGAGACUCCAUCUCAAAAAAAAAAAAAAAAAAACUUAGCCAGGUGUGGUUAUGCACUCCUAUAGUCUUAGCUACUCAGGAGGCUGAGGCAGGAGGAUCACUUGAGCCCAGGAGGUCAAGGCUGCAGUGAGUGAUGAUUGCACCACUCCACUCCAGUCUGGGUGACAGAGCAAGACCCUGUCUCUAAAAACAAGUGACAGUCCCUAGGAGAGUUAUUCCAGGCAAAAUUAUGUUCCCAGAGCUUGGUACUUACUGUUGCCAAAGACCACAGCAGAUGCAUAAUAUGUUCAUCAGAGUGAAGGAAGGUAAAUGAAGAAAAUCUUCAAGUUUAACAAAAUAAUUAUUUACUGUCCAAAAAUUAUAAUCAAAAGUUUGCUUGUUGAGCUGAGUCAAAACAAGGGAAUUCAUUUUAGAUAAACAUGAUUCCAGACAUCAUCAGGCUGCAGCCAUAUCUACCAAAGCUACAUCUGUUAGGUCAGAUACUUGAGUCAGUUUGACAAGAUCCCUUCUUCCAGGAACAUCUGUUUUAUUUGACAUGAAUUGGUGGGUGGUGGAAGGAUCCUUCCAACCCUGAGAGUCUGUCAGUGACCUUUCUUUCUGCCAUUGGAGAAGGAAUAGAAUUGCUACUACUACUUCCACUUGUACAUAUCUACUGUUUCAGAGCCUGGAGCCUUCUGAUAGAGUAGCGUGGCUAAGCACCUAAGAGCAGCAGUUUUGCCAUGUGGCCUCUGAUAUCAGGCAGCUCCCCAGCUAGGGGAAGCUAGAGUCAGGGUUUAGGUAGGUGUAACUGUUCAGUUCUGCUAUCAUUGACUGUUGCUAAGAUAUUCAUUUCCUUGUGUCUCACUGAAAGAGAACUACGUAGGACCGAUAUGAGAUAAAGGUAUAUCUUGCUUAGAAUAAUUCAUUUCUCUCUUCAGGGAAAGUAAUAAUAACAGCCAAGUUAGAGUGCUAUAUGAAUGGGUACCAAGCACUGACCUGUCAUUGACUUUCUU